Molecule: messenger RNA, 1840 nt
Organism: Amphibalanus amphitrite
Lineage: Eukaryota; Metazoa; Arthropoda; Thecostraca; Balanomorpha; Balanidae
Product: WSC domain-containing protein 1-like
Exons: 7
Coding region: 242-1339 (365 amino acids)
Molecular function (GO): sulfotransferase activity
Source: RefSeq, a predicted model, not a curated record
UGUUAUAUUAUACCUAAUCAUAAUCAGCACUUGGGCAGUUGGCAUUAAUGAUCCCCGGUACGUUUAUUGCCGCUGGGCCGCUGUCUAUCGGACUCGGUCUCUUCCACUGACGUGCCCUGUCCAAUACCGGUUGCCCCGCGACACCCCAGGGUUCCCACAGGAGCGUGUGCCUUGUGACCGCUGGGGGGGGGGGGGGGGGGCACCCAACGGCUACGGCCAUGCGGCCCAGUUGUCCACCGACAUGGCAGGAGUCUGGAAGCGCUAUGUGACACGUUCACUGGCAGCUGUGGUGUUUGUCACGACCUCUGCGCUUCUGCUCUGCUCAAACGGCCGUCUACGGCUCACAUACAGAUUGUUCUCUCGACCUGGGAGCCACCGUCCAGACAUUCAUGGACGAAAGUAUUCAAAUACGAGACUGCUGCCGACCAACCAAACGGCAGGGGUUGAUGGGGACGAGUUUGUCAGACGCCUUAUCGACAAGAACCAGAAGACAUUUUCACCGUGGAAGUACUCGGUCGCAUGUAGCAAGUACAAGACAGGGAUGGCGCGGUACCGCAGUUUGCCGCUAAUGGCGCUAGCGUCGUUCCCGGGCAGCGGAAACACGUGGGCGCGCUACCUGAUAGAGGGCGCCACCGGCGUCUUCACCGGAAGCGUCUACAACGACCGUGGCCUCGCCGACAACGGGUUCUACGGCGAGACGGUCAGCGAGUCAUCGGGCCGCACUCUGCUCCAGAAGACGCACGGCUACACGCUGCUGACGGAGCCGACUCCCUCCUGGAGCUCGAGGAGGCGGAUGGUGGAGCGGCACGGCCGGCGUGCCGUGGUGCUCAUACGCAACCCCUACGAGGCACUCAUCUCCCUCCGCAACUUCGCGGCGGGCCACCUCGGCUACGCAGCCGACAAACACUUCCUAGGAGAAACAUGGAGUUCUUGGGUGACUUUGAAAGCAAAUCACUGGCGAGACUUCUAUAUGGACUGGCUGAAUAUGACAUCGCUGGCACACGUCAUUCAUUUCGAAAAUCUCCGACAUGAUCCCGUUUCAGAAAUGCGGAGACUUUUGCGGUUUGUUGGAAUGCCGGAAAACAAAGGCAGACUAAACUGCAUCGAGAAAUAUCCUGAAGGAAGAUUCAGAAGGACGUCAUCCGGAAGGCAAAUAUUUCAUCAUCGGGAUGUGUUUUCUGCCGAGCACCGCGCGCUGCUGGACUCGGCCAUUGAGACCGUUCGGACAGCGCUGGAGUCCGGCGACCACCCACCCCUCCCGCUGGCCCGCUACAAGUACUAUCGUCCGGUGCAGAGCAGAGAUGGGCCCGGCACCUUCAGCGGGGUAUCGAACACCUGACGGCGGGACACGAGGUGACCGCGGCAGCGGUUUACCAGCUACCGAGCAGCUACUCGUAUAUAACGUGCGGUUGAGGCUAUUAGCCACAUGAUCAUUAGACGAGUGACGACAUGACGCCGGAUCCGACCACUCUGCCCGCAUACAUCCAAGGUCCUUCGAGACGCUCCACGGAAUCAGCUACUUUAUGUACAGGGUGGGCCAAAAAAAGUGUGUCACUUUUGAGCAGUAAUUUCUCGAAAGUGGUAAAAGAUACGAAAAAGAAACUUUCACAACUUAAAGAAAAUCGUUUGACAAAUUAUAUGAUACCAAUUUUAUGGAAAAGUUUCAAUCGAACUGACGUUAUCAUCAUCAUUUCAAAAAGCGGAAUCUGUGCGUCUCUUUAUUUGCGCAUGUGCUCGAAGUGGGCACCGCUAAGCUGAAGGCCAUCCGGACACGCGCUCAGAAGCUGACGCCCACCCUCUUCGCGGUGGCUGCUGUCACUUCACGCACGUAUUGAUCGAC